UGAAGACUCUGCCCAGCCAGACUCGCGGAGCAGUCAUGCCGUGGUCUCCGCGUCGCGCCCCCGGGCUGCUGCUGCUGCUGCUGCAGGCGCUGGUGGCGCUGGCCCCGGUAGCCUCGGCCAGGCUGCAACCCGCGCUCUGGCCCUUCCCGCGCUCGGUGCAGAUGUUCCCGCGGCUGCUAUACAUCUCCGCGGAGAACUUCCACAUCGACCACAGCCCCAAUUCCACCGCGGGCCCCUCCUGCUCGCUGCUGCAGGAAGCGUUUCGGCGGUAUUACAACUAUGUUUUUGGUUUCUACAAGAGACAUCCUGGUCCUGCUAAAUUUCAAGAUCAACCACAGUUACAGAAACUUCUGGUCUCCAUUAACCUCCAAUCAGAGUGCAAUUCCUUCCCUAGUUUGUCAUCAGAUGAAUCCUAUUCUCUGCUUGUACAAGAACCAGUAGCUCUCCUUAAGGCCAACAGAGUUUGGGGAGCAUUACGAGGUUUAGAGACGUUUAGCCAGCUAGUUUACCAAGACUCUUACGGGGCUUUCACCAUCAACGAAUCCAGUAUUGCUGAUUCUCCAAGAUUCCCUCAUAGAGGAAUUUUAAUUGAUACAUCCAGACACUACUUGCCGGUGAAGAUAAUUUUAAAAACUCUGGAUGCCAUGGCUUUUAAUAAGUUUAAUGUUCUUCACUGGCACAUAGUGGACGACCAGUCUUUCCCUUAUCAGAGUACCACUUUUCCCGAGCUAAGCAAUAAGGGAAGCUAUUCUUUGUCUCAUGUCUAUUCACCAAACGAUGUCCGUACAGUACUUGAGUAUGCCCGGUUCCGAGGGAUUCGAGUCAUACCAGAAUUUGAUACCCCUGGCCAUACACAGUCUUGGGGCAAAGGACAGAAAAACCUUCUAACUCCAUGUUACAAUCAAAAAAUUAGAAGUCAAACGUUUGGGCCUGUAGACCCAAGUGUAAACACAACGUACGCAUUCUUUGACACAUUUUUCAAAGAAAUCAGCAGUGUGUUUCCAGAUCAGUUCAUCCACUUGGGGGGAGAUGAAGUGGAGUUUCAAUGUUGGGCAUCAAAUCCAAACAUCCAAAAUUUCAUGAAGAAAAAGGGCUUUGGCAACGACUUUAGAAGACUAGAAUCCUUUUAUAUUAAAAAGAUUUUGGAUAUUAUUACAUCCUUAAAGAAGAACUCCAUUGUUUGGCAAGAAGUUUUUGAUGAUAAGGUAGAGCUUCAGCCGGGCACAGUAGUUGAAGUGUGGAAGAGUGAGCAUUACUUAAAUGAGCUAGCACAAGUCACAGAGUCCGGCUUCCCUGCUAUCCUUUCUGCUCCUUGGUACUUAGACCUGAUCAGCUACGGGCAAGACUGGAGGAACUACUACAAAGCUGAGCCCCUUAACUUUAUAGGCUCUGAGCAACAGAAACAACUUGUUAUUGGUGGAGAGGCUUGCCUAUGGGGAGAAUAUGUGGAUGCAACUAACCUUAUUCCAAGAUUAUGGCCUCGGGCAAGCGCUGUUGGUGAGAGACUCUGGAGCCCUAAAACUAUCACUGACCUAGAAAAUGCUUACAGCCGACUGGCAGUGCACCGCUGCAGAAUGGUCAGCCGUGGAAUAGCUGCGCAACCUCUCUUUACUGGAUACUGUAACUAUGAGAAUAAAAUGGAAAAGUGACAGUCUACAGCAUUCCAGCUAUAAUCAUGUUGAUUCUCAAAUUAUAUAAAUUAAGAUAUUAGACUGUUUUUUAAAUAAACCAUCUUUUUAUUGAUUGAAUCUUUCUAUACCUGAAUCAAACACUGAAUACUAACAUCUUUUAUGUGAGCAGCUUAAAAAAAUAAAGGAAAAGCUUUGCACUAGCACUCAGUACU
Messenger RNA from Mastomys coucha (southern multimammate mouse), 1843 nucleotides. It is a transcript of the gene Hexb, whose product is annotated as hexosaminidase subunit beta. Gene Ontology annotation, cellular component: membrane. The record is from RefSeq and is a predicted model, not a curated record. Bases 36 to 1649 code for a protein of 537 amino acids. Gene Ontology annotation, molecular function: beta-N-acetylhexosaminidase activity. Lineage: Eukaryota; Metazoa; Chordata; Mammalia; Rodentia; Muridae. Gene Ontology annotation, biological process: ganglioside catabolic process; glycosaminoglycan metabolic process; carbohydrate metabolic process. The transcript has 14 exons.